AUGGGCGGCGGGGCGCGGGAGCUGGCCGGGUACCUGGCGGCGCUGGGCGGGUGGGUGGCGGCGCUGGCGGCGGCCGUGCUGCCGCAGUGGAGGCAGAGCUCGUACGCCGGGGACGCCAUCAUCACGGCCGUGGGGCUUCACGAGGGGCUGUGGAUGAGCUGCGCCGCCCAGAGCACCGGGCAGGUCCAGUGCCGCCUCCACGACUCGCUCCUCUCCCUCGACGUUCACAUCCAGACCUCCCGGGCUCUCAUGGUGAUUUCUCUCCUCCUGGGCUUCUUCGGCAUCAUUGUGAGCGUGGUGGGCAUGAAAUGCACCAAAGUUGGCGAAGAGGAUCCUAUUACCAAGAGCCGCAUCGCUGUUGCUGGAGGUGUCCUCUUCAUCCUCUCCGGUCUGUGCACGUUGGCCGCCGUGUCCUUGUACGCAACACAGGUGACCUACGAGUUCUUCAAAGAGAGCACCAUCCCCAUCAACGCCAGGUACGAAUUCGGCUCGGCUCUCUUCGUCGGCUGGGGGGCCGCCAGCCUCACCGUGCUGGGGGGCUCCCUCCUGUGCUGCUCCUGCCCCGCCAAGGAGCGGCGAGGACAGCAGUACUACCGACAGUCGCAGCCUUCGACGGCUCGGGAACCCCCUGUAAAAAUGUCUUCUUCACCCAUCAGGGGAGAGCCGUGCUUAUAGUCUGUCUUCACCCAUCAGGUGCUUGGUUGGCUGAACCCAACUUCUGGGGUUCCCCUCCAAAAAUACACACCAAAAACUACUGCAGUGAGGAUUGAAAAGGAAACUCGUGCUUUUAAAAAAACAAAAAAACAAAAAAUCAAUCAAAAAGGCGUUUUUAUAUCAAGCGCACGGCGUUGUAUGGAAGAAUGUUUUUAUUCUUUCAAUAUAAAAUUACAUUAACUUUUCUAUGGGACGCAUGGCCGUGGGAAUGGGACCGGUUGGGAUUUUUAAAUGCAUUUUUUUGCUGAUUGUUUGUACUAAAA
Messenger RNA from Gymnogyps californianus (California condor), 977 nucleotides. It is a transcript of the gene CLDN19, whose product is annotated as claudin 19. The record is from RefSeq and is a predicted model, not a curated record. Gene Ontology annotation, biological process: cell adhesion; bicellular tight junction assembly. The transcript is spliced from 5 exons. The coding region runs from base 1 to 675 and encodes 224 amino acids. Gene Ontology annotation, cellular component: bicellular tight junction; plasma membrane. Gene Ontology annotation, molecular function: structural molecule activity. NCBI's taxonomy places the organism in Eukaryota, Metazoa, Chordata, Aves, Accipitriformes, Cathartidae.